AUGAAAGACAGCGGCGGUUUGACAGCGUUCGGGAAGGCAGUAGUCCAGGAAAUGAAUAGGCUCGGAAUGCUGAUAGACCUUAGUCACACAGCGAGGGCCACCAUGAGGGACGCUUUAAGGGCCAGCCGGGCACCCCUCAUUUUUUCUCACUCGUCGGCCUUUGCCAUUUGCAAUUCCUCGCGAAACGUCCCCGACGACAUUCUAAAGCAGCUGGCUGCUAACCGUGGACUGGUGAUGGUGACGUUUUAUAAUUACUUCGUGAAGUGCGGCUCGCAGGCAACCGUCUCCGAUGUCGCCGAGCAUAUUUACUACAUUAGGAACUUGAUCGGCGUGGACCACAUCGGUGUUGGCGGUGACUUCGAUGGUAUCAACAAAACACCGCGUGGUCUGGAGGAUGUCUCCAAGUAUCCAGAAUUGUUCGCUGAACUCCUUCGAAGUGGGAAAUGGAACGUGCACGACUUAAAAAAGGUCGCCGGUCUCAAUUUGCUGAGAGUACUUCGACAGGUGGAACGGGUGAGGGACGACAUGAGAACCGAAGGAAUAACGCCAUCCGAAAUAUACCUUCAGGAUUCCCCUGACACGACCGGCAGCUGUGCACUCGAUAUCAACUCCGUGCAGCGAGUCAUGGAAGUGUGA
This is a messenger RNA of Dufourea novaeangliae, 636 nucleotides long. RefSeq names its product dipeptidase 1-like. Gene Ontology annotation, biological process: proteolysis. The transcript is spliced from 5 exons. Gene Ontology annotation, molecular function: metallodipeptidase activity. Lineage: Eukaryota; Metazoa; Arthropoda; Insecta; Hymenoptera; Halictidae. Bases 1 to 636 code for a protein of 211 amino acids. The record is from RefSeq and is a predicted model, not a curated record.